CUCCGAACGAGGCACCACUUCCCACCAUGCGAUAGACGACAGAUCAGCCACAUCCUCCUCCAUCAACCACUCCGUCCAGUCGCGUGCUCUUCACGCGUCGAGCUUGGUGAAACAGCAGCAGCAGCAGCAGCACUGCCCUGCCUCCAUCACACCACCUCGAAACCCCCGCGAACAUGUCCGGUCCUCAGAUCUACAUGCGAUGGCCGUCCUUCACUCUCAGCGCCCUCAAUCCCGAUCCACUUCCAGCCGCGCUGCCGCCGCCGAUCCGGGAACGAUCAUUUCGCUCGCCCUUCGGCAUUGACAAGGAUCUCUUCAACUUCGCUCUGAAGCCGCAAGUGCCCAUUAGCUUUGCCAGCGCCUACAUUGUCAGCGUGCUUCUGCUCAACGCCUACAAUCGCAAGCGCAACCAGAAACCGUGGGCAGUCUCGCGGCAGAAAUGGUUCAAGCCCUUUGUGAUCAUUCACAAUGCGCUGCUCACCAUCUACUCCACGGCCACUUUCCUGGCCAUGUGCCGGGCCUUCGCUCACACCUGGCCCGGACUCAGCAACGAGUAUGGACUGGCAGGUGCUGCAGAUGCGCUGUGCAAGAUCCACGGCCCGAGAGGUCUCGGUGACGCUGCCACUUUCAACAGCACGAUCAAUAUUUGGGAGGUGAAGAACACGGCGAUUCGUUUGGGCUACGACGGUAAUCCAGACCCCACGGACUAUGGUAGGCUGUGGAACGAGGGACUCGCGUUCUGGGGCUGGAUCUUCUAUGUCAGCAAGUUCUACGAGGUGGUCGAUACCCUGAUCAUCCUGGCAAAGGGCAAGAGAAGUGCGACAUUGCAGACGUACCAUCACUCGGGCGCCAUGCUUUGCAUGUGGGCAGGCAUCCGCUACAUGAGCCCACCCAUCUGGAUGUUUGUCUUUGUCAACUCGUUCAUCCACGCGCUCAUGUACGCCUACUUCACGCUUACCGCCCUGGGUUACAAGGUUCCCGCAUCGAUCAAGAAAUCUUUGACUUCCCUACAGAUUACUCAGUUUGUGUGGGGUGCCUCUUAUGCAGCCAUCCACCUGUUCGUGCAGUACGAUAUCCCGAUCUCCACCCCAUACCAGGUCGCGCACACCAUUUCUGCUAUUGCCUCCAGCGCCACAUCGAAGGCACAAUCGGCCACCUCGGCUGUUUCCGAGGCCAUGGCCACACCGAGCGCUGUAGCAUGGGGCGCAUUGGGCAAGAAGCUUCUUCUCCGAGCGCUCGGGGAGGAGGGCUUAGCAGAGAAAGUGCACAACAAGCAGCACCAGCCACUGAAUGCGGUCAUGGAGGAGAAGAUUGAGCAGUUUAAGGAACAGGUUCCCGGAACCCCCAAGUACGAGACACGCUGGAGAACCGAAUGGACCCGCACCGAUUGCCUAGACACUACUGGAGAAGCAUUCGCAGUAUAUCUCAACUUGUUCUAUCUGGCCCCACUUACCUUCCUGUUUGCACGAUUCUUCUACAAGGCUUACCUGAAGAGAGGCAAGUCUCGUAGUGCAGCUCAAGGCGCUAGAAAAGUCAUUGACUCGGCCAAAGAAGGAGAGACCAAGACUGAAGAGAAAGUCGAGGACGCCGGAAAGAGACUGGAAGGCAAGAUCUCCCGAAUCAAUGGAAAGGAAGUCCAGCAGCAGCUUCGACGUGAUGUCCAGUCUCUGAAAGAUGGCACCUAUCGGGCUGGGCGUCGAGUCAGUUCGCAGAUACAACAUCUCGAAGAGCAAAUCGACAACGCUUCUGUCAAGGCCAAGCAGACUGGUAAAGCUGCUGCAGAGAAGACCAAGGAAGCCAUUGGCGAGGAGAAUAUUCGCGGCGCUGAGAAUCAGGUGCAGGAGACUGCAGAAGAGGUCAAACAGACUAGCAAGAAUGUCGCGCAACAGGCACAGCAAUCAGGCAAGAAGGCAGCGAAGAAGGCUCAACAGGCCAGCCAGCAUGCUGCCAAUGGGGUCCAACAGGAAAGCAAGAAAGCUGUCGAGAAGGCCAAACAGGAAAGCAAGAAGUUGGAUACCGACAAUGGCUCUUCCUCAGCUGAGAAGAAUGGCAGCAGUGCGCAGCCGGACGAUAAGUGGUUCGCUAGCGAAAAAGACUUGGAGAAUGAGCCGCCGGUAUCCCAGGAAGAUCGCGUCGCCAAUUCGCCAAAGGUGAAGCAGAGCAAAGGCGACUUCGACGCGGAGCGAAUUCACAAGGAAGGGUGAACUCUUGCCCACUGAUGGAAAAUCGAAAGCGGAAAGUGAGCGCCAGCAGGACUCCAAUCUUGAGGCUUCGCUGGAUUCUCGUCCGGGCGUGAAAGACGAGCUUCCGGCAGAGGGCGAGAGCCCACAGCAGUCGAAGAAGGAGAAUGCAGCGCCUCGUCCUGGAGACGAAUCAUACUCAUCGGUAGCCAGUCUCGAUGAUGAGGACACUGAUGCUAUGGGCAAGAGUGGAGCAAUCAUCAACUUGGCCGCCUCGAAAGCUGAGGAAGCCGCAGACAAAGUCGACAGUGCCCUUCAGGCACGACCAGUCUCUUCUGCAAGCAACAAGCGCCCCGAGUCACCUACGAAGCUUCCCAGGAAGCUGGACUCGAGAUCCCAGUCUAGAUCAGCGUCUCGUUCAAAAUCGCCCGCUAAGAAGCCCUUCGCUCCUCCAGGGGGCAGUGGAAAGUGACAGGAGGACGGUGGAUACUUCAGCACACCGCCUAGAGGUGGGGGAAGAGGAAGUGGGAGCGUUUCACAAGCAGGUGAUUCGGAGACGCCUGGUGGCUCAUUUUCACCUCUAUCGCCUUCGCCCAUCAGGGCGUUUUACCUUCAUAGGAGAGCGAAUAGUAGUACGAGUAGCUUAGGUUUACGCAAUUCUAGCCAGUGGGAGGAUUGAUGAUGUUCUAGAAGAAGGGAGGUUGCAUGCAAGGCUACAUGUACCUGAGUUGAUAGAAUUACAGCGUAAACAUAAUUUCGGAG
This is a messenger RNA of Sphaerulina musiva SO2202, 2939 nucleotides long. RefSeq lists its product as uncharacterized. NCBI's taxonomy places the organism in Eukaryota, Fungi, Ascomycota, Dothideomycetes, Mycosphaerellales, Mycosphaerellaceae. The coding region runs from base 174 to 2201 and encodes 675 amino acids. The transcript is spliced from 3 exons. Gene Ontology annotation, cellular component: endoplasmic reticulum membrane. Gene Ontology annotation, biological process: very long-chain fatty acid biosynthetic process; fatty acid elongation, polyunsaturated fatty acid; fatty acid elongation, saturated fatty acid. The record is from RefSeq and is a predicted model, not a curated record. Gene Ontology annotation, molecular function: fatty acid elongase activity.